Messenger RNA from Naumovozyma dairenensis CBS 421, 456 nucleotides. It is a transcript of the gene DTD1, whose product is annotated as D-tyrosyl-tRNA(Tyr) deacylase. Bases 1 to 456 code for a protein of 151 amino acids. The transcript has a single exon. Lineage: Eukaryota; Fungi; Ascomycota; Saccharomycetes; Saccharomycetales; Saccharomycetaceae. Gene Ontology annotation, cellular component: cytoplasm. The record is from RefSeq and is a predicted model, not a curated record. Gene Ontology annotation, molecular function: D-tyrosyl-tRNA(Tyr) deacylase activity. Gene Ontology annotation, biological process: tRNA metabolic process.
AUGAGAAUUGUAUUACAAAAAGUCAGUCAAGCAUCCGUAGUGGUCGAAAAGGAGAUAGUUUCUACCAUUAAACAUGGAUAUAUGUUAUUAGUUGGUAUAUCUACAGAGGAUACCAUUGAAGAUAUAAACAAGUUAUCUAAUAAAGUAUUGACUUUAAGAGUUUUUGAAGAUUCUACAGGUGAAAAUUUUUGGAAACAAAAUAUUAAACAAGUUGAAGGUGAAAUUUUAUCAAUUUCACAAUUCACUCUGUAUGCAAAGACUAAGAAGGGUACGAAACCUGAUUUCCAUAUGGCUCAAAAGGGUCAUAUAGCAAAAGAACUUUAUGAUAAAUUUCUUGAUUCAUUGAGAGCGAAUUUAGGUCAAGACAAAGUUAAAGAUGGUCAAUUUGGUGCAAUGAUGAGUUGUUCGUUGACCAACGAGGGACCAGUGACAAUCAUCUUAGAUAGUAAGAAUUAA